Messenger RNA from Phytomonas sp. EM1, 1212 nucleotides. The record is from the annotation of a GenBank genome assembly. Lineage: Eukaryota; Euglenozoa; Kinetoplastea; Trypanosomatida; Trypanosomatidae.
AUGCAGGUGCUCAUUGCGGCCGUCCAGCCGGAGGUGGUCCAAUGGCGGCGCUACCUCCACCAAAACCCCUACGUCGCCUAUCAGGAGGAGCCGACGGCCGAUUACGUCGCGGAGGUGCUCAAGAAGAUGCCCGCCCCGCUGGUGAUUCAACGCCCGACGCCCAACAGCGUCGUGGCGGAUUUGGAAGGCACCGCGGCCGGGGCGGAGGAAGGCCCAAUGUACGCCCUCCGCGCCGAUAUGGACGCCCUCCCUUUGCAGGAGGAGAGCGGCGUCGCGUUCAGCUCGCAGCGACCAGGGGUGAUGCACGCGUGCGGGCAUGACGCCCACACCGCGAUGCUGCUCGGCGCCGCGAAGGUGCUUUGUCAGGUGCGGGGGCGGAUUCGGGGGCGGGUGCGGUUUAUCUUCCAGCACGCCGAGGAGGUGAUCCCAAGCGGGGCGAAGCAGUUGGUGAGUUUGGGGGUGUUGAAUGGGGUGAGUAUGAUAUUUGGGUUGCACGUCGCGGCGGAGUACCCCGCGGGGAAGAUCGUCUCGCGCUUGGGGACGCUCUACGGCACGUGUAACGAUUUCGAUAUCAUCAUUCGCGGGAUCGGCGGGCACGCGUCCAAUCCGGAGCUCUGUGUGGAUCCCAUUCUAGUCGCGUCGGAGGUGGUUACUAACCUCCAGACCGUGGUUUCACGCCGCGUGAGCGCGCUGAAGGCGCCGGUGCUUAGUAUCUCCACAUUCGUGGGCGGUACGGGGAGCUAUAACGUCAUCCCUGAUUCCGUUCAUCUGCGCGGCACCCUGCGCUGUUUGGAUCGCGAUGUUCAAGAGCGAGUGCCCGCUCUGAUGGAGGAGAUUAUCGCCGGGAUCACCAAAGCGCAUGGUGCCGGGUAUGAACUCAGCUGGCUGGUGCCGAACAUCGUCACCUAUAACGACCCCAAGGCGUUUGAUCUAGCCAUGAGCGCCGCCGUUCGACUUGUGGGGGAGGCUAACGUUAUCAAGGAGGAGUCCCCACACAUGGGGGUGUCGGACUUCUCUGAAUAUCAGACCAUAAUACCGGGUUGUUUAUGUUUGCUGGGGGUGGGGGAUAUGGAUGGGCAAGGCGCUUACAAUCACAACUACAGCUCCCGAUUUCGAAUGAAUGAAGGUGCAAUGGAAAUAGGUGUCAAGUUUUUUGUUUCCAUGAUUGCACACCUCCUCAUGCAAACUGAGACGUCAGCAAACUCGUCUUGA